Messenger RNA from Sinocyclocheilus rhinocerous, 1739 nucleotides. RefSeq names its product sarcoglycan, alpha (gene sgca). The transcript has 8 exons. Bases 1 to 1014 code for a protein of 337 amino acids. Gene Ontology annotation, cellular component: sarcoglycan complex. The record is from RefSeq and is a predicted model, not a curated record. NCBI's taxonomy places the organism in Eukaryota, Metazoa, Chordata, Actinopteri, Cypriniformes, Cyprinidae.
AUGAGUUCGUCCCUUACCGAGAGCCACCGGACGGUCAUCCUCGAGACUUUUAACCGAAUAAUAAAAGAGUCGUGCCGCUCCUCGUCGAGUUGUUUGAUAGAGAAGCCCCGCUGGCUGCGCUUUACCCAGAGAGACGCCUAUGACAACGGAUUCCUGUACGGGACGCCACUGCCAUGGGACCAGGGCAGGAACAUCAUAGAGAUUAUCGUGAUCAACAAGCGGAAUUACGACACGUUUAAAGAGAGGCUGGUGAUAAAUGUGGGUCCUGCAGUAAAGCAGACGCCAUACCAGGCUGAGUUCUUCAUAGAGCUGAGAGAGAUUGAGAAAGUGCUGCCCGCUGCUGUUCAAACUGAGAUCAAACUGGACAUUCAGAACCUGUGGAGAACCAGCAGGCUGGAGUUUGUCAACAUCACCUCUGCUCUGGACAGGGGCGGCCGCGUCCCCCUGCCGCUUCCAGGAUAUUUUGAAGGCGUGUAUGUGAAACUGGGUUCAGACCAGCCGUUUUCCCAAUGCAUGCUGGGACUUGAGACAGCGGCGCAUCAGAGAGAGUGUGCAGCCGGAGGGAAGAUCAGCGGAGACUGCAGCAGAUGCACCAACCCCGUCAACUGCAUCACCUGGUGCAAAUCUACCCUGUUUGAUCUGUCCAAGCCCAUUCCUCCGGCUCCGGUCCCCACCGUGGGCUCAGGCGUCCUGGCGUGGGGUGGAGAGUUCAGUCCUCCGGAGUCUCCUCCCGACAGAGAUUUCUUCCCCGACUACAUUGUCACCGUCAUCGUUCCCUUGGCUCUGGUUUUGAUCCUCUGUCUCCUCCUGUCCUACAUCAUGUGCUGCAGGAGAGAGGGAGUUCUGAAACGAAAUGCCAAGACUCAUGAUCUGCAGCUCUAUCAUCACCACACCAUCCAGGGUAAUGCCAACGAGCUGCGCAGGAUGGCCGGCGGAGACAGGCGCACCGUGGAUCGUCCUCGGCAGUGCUUACAGCCGCUCCUCAUGGCAGAGCAGGCAAUGGCAGAGAGCUGAGGGACAUCAGAGCCAACUUUAAUAGCCACUGUCUGUGGAAAUGUGUUUAAGGUUCACUUUUUGUUUCUUGCUUUGUGUUUCUUCAAGGAAUACGUCACUCAAAAAUGAACAUUCACCCAAUAAUCCCCCCAAAAAUGUUGUUCCAAAACCAUAUACUGUUGUUUUUUCCAUGAAAGCAUAAAAGGAGCAGUUGUUAAACUCCAGAAACAUAUAAAAACCAUAGAAACUAUAAAAACCAUAGCUCCAAUUGAGCUGUGCUGCUGUGCAGUAUAUAAUCAGUGAUUUAAAGUAUUUGUGUGAUUAACUAAUUGAAUUAAAGCUUAUAUCACUGUCAGUUUGCAUUGGUCAAAUCUGACUAAUAAUCAGUUUAACCCUCUGGUGGUCUUUGGUCAUACGGUCACGUCAAAAAUAAAAAAUGCAUUUUGAAUUUUUGGUACAAAUAAAAUGUGGACACUAUUACAAACGGCUAAACGGUCUUGUGAUCUUCACAGUCAAAAAUAACUGGAAAUACUAAAAAUACAAAAUACACAAGUAAAUAUUUAAGAACAAAUAUUAGAGAACAAAUAUCACUGCAACAAAAUAUAGUAUAUUUAUUUAAUUAAAAAUGCUUAUUCUUUCAUCUCUUUUGACUGCCGAGGAUCACAAAUGAAAGUGAGGAAUACCCGAGGGUUAAAAUUAGAUUGUGUUUUAUUAACGUCUACACCUACCCCAACCCUAAACCUACC